Anisakis simplex (herring worm) is the source of this 1923-nucleotide messenger RNA. The record is from the annotation of a GenBank genome assembly. NCBI's taxonomy places the organism in Eukaryota, Metazoa, Nematoda, Chromadorea, Rhabditida, Anisakidae.
AUGCCAACUGCAUGUGGUAUUAUGAAUGAAAAUCAAUAUCCUAUUGCCAAUAAUGCAGUAAUGGAUGGUGAUGACAAUGAAAGUGAUGAUCGCUUAGUGAAUACGGUUAGUGAAAAAAUCGGUCAGCUGCAGUCACAAAAGCCAAUUUCAAGUGAUGGAUAUGCUAGAAUCAAGGAAGAAUAUUUAGUCGAUCUCCAUAGGAAUGCUCCAUCUAACGGUUUAAAAAAGACAACACGUGAUGAAUCCGGUAAGAAAAUUAAGCUGAGAGGUGUGAACCGAGAACGUGGCAGACAAAUGACAAAGGCACGUGCUGAAAUGCGUAAACAAAACGUGAAGUUGUGUCCUUCGCUGAUCUCGAAUAAAGAAUGUAAAUUCGGUGAUAAAUGUAAAUCGCUACAUUCACUUGAUGAGUAUCUGAGUGUCAAACCACCAGAUCUUGGUGACUCAUGUUACAUCUUCGAUCAAAGAGGUCAUUGUCCGUUCUCGUACGCUUGUAGAUUCGCAGAUGCGCAUACCGCUGAGGACUUAUCGCAAAAGCGAAAAGAAGCAGCUGAUGGAUAUUCAGAAACGUUAAACGUUAACUCAAUGCAAAUCCAAAAAGCAUUACGUAAAAAGGAAUAUGAUUUCACAAAAUCCCAAAAUGUAAUCAUUUCAUUCAAUAUUUGUAUUUCUGUGCAAUUCAUGAAUAUUUCAUCGAAUAAUAUUUAUCCAAAGGCCUUACAAUUAGACGAAUCGGAACAACUCAUCGGUUGUGUGGAACGAGAGAAGCCGAAAUUGGAUAUGCGAACCCUAUCUGGCAAACCGUAUUUGUCACCUCUUACCACUCUCGGUAAUCUACCUUUUCGACGUUUAUGCGUUGAUUUGGGUGUGGAAAUAACAUGCAGCGAAAUGUGUUUAUGCACAAGUCUCUUAAGCGGUACGGCAUCGGAAUGGUCUCUACUAAAAAGGCAUCCAUCCGAGAAAAUAUUUGGUGUUCAAUUGGCUGGUGGGUUUGCGGAUACGAUGUGUCGUGCAUCGCAGAUUAUUAGUGAGAAUAUGGAAUGCGGUAAAACGUCGAUGGCUGAUGCACACAUUUUCAAGGUUGAUUUCAUUGAUAUCAACUGCGGAUGUCCAAUAGAUAUGAUCAACAAUAAAGGUGCUGGUUGCGCAUUAGCAUCAAAAGCUAGUAAGCUGAAUGGAAUGGUGAAAUCAAUGAGAGCAGUCAUGAGCGAUUUACCGAUCAGUGUCAAAUUGAGAACCGGAUUGAGGGAGAACGUGUACACCGCUCAUAAAACAAUCGCACAGCUAGUAUCAGGAAGUGUGCCUGAUUUGGUCACUCUUCACCCAAGAUCGAAAGAACAAAGGUACACAAAGUUGGCCGAUUGGGAGUACACACGUGACUGUUCUGAAGCAGCUGGUGAAGUACCGUUUUGGGUGUGUGGCGAUGUUCUAUCCCAUCACGACUACUACAACGCACGUUUAAGACUGAAAAAUUAUCCAGUGGAUGGAGUGAUGAUAGGUCGUGGUGCAUUGAUAAAGCCGUGGAUAUUCACUGAGAUAAAAGAACGUCGUGACUGGGAUAUAUCUGCAACGGAGCGUUUGGAAUUUAUUCAGCGUUUUGUGAACUACGGUCUUGAUCAUUGGGGUUCAGAUGAUGAAGGUGUUGAGAAGACAAGAAAUUUCUUAUUAGAAUGGUUAUCAUUUGCUUAUCGCUAUAUUCCGGUUGCAUUACUUGAGGUGAUCCCGCAGCGUAUCAACGAAAGACCGCCUGCAUUUCGAGGUCGAAAUGAUUUGGAAACGUUACUGGCAAGUGAUUUAUCGCAAGAUUGGAUCAAAAUAUCGGAAAUGUUCCUCGGUAAAGUGAAAGACGGUUUCUUGUUCAUGCCGAAACACAAUGCGAAUGCUUAUGGCAGUGAAUAUGCGUGUACGCACCCGGUUGAAUAG